This is a messenger RNA of Annulohypoxylon maeteangense, 1644 nucleotides long. RefSeq lists its product as uncharacterized. The coding region runs from base 332 to 1423 and encodes 363 amino acids. Lineage: Eukaryota; Fungi; Ascomycota; Sordariomycetes; Xylariales; Hypoxylaceae. The transcript is spliced from 2 exons. Gene Ontology annotation, biological process: regulation of transcription by RNA polymerase II. Gene Ontology annotation, cellular component: nucleus. The record is from RefSeq and is a predicted model, not a curated record. Gene Ontology annotation, molecular function: DNA-binding transcription factor activity, RNA polymerase II-specific; RNA polymerase II cis-regulatory region sequence-specific DNA binding.
GCGCGGCAAGAGCAUCAAUCGCCGAAUAAUCUACACUAUGUCGCCUCCUGCCUCUACCGUUUGCUGUCUUACCUCUUUUUAACUUUCCACAGUAUCUAUUUAAUCACGACUAAUCUAUCUCCGCAAUUUCUCAUGCUAUUUAUCUUUAAAUCUACUCAUUUAAUUCAAUCCUAGUUCCUCCAACUCUGAAAAUCUUCCAAACAUUACACGAUAGCUUCAAAUCUAAUCGCGUAAGGUUGCGCUCAGAAAACCCAUCAAAUCCCAUCACACGAGCGUGGCGCCCACCAAUUCCGAAAUUCUGCCUGCGACGUAACAGCUAGCAUAAUUCAACAUGGUAUUAUUAUCAGAUUCUUCGUCGAUAAGCUCCUUAUCGUCCGACUCGCCUGAAGCGGACAAUGACUUUGAUGACACCGGAGUUGUUGACGAACCAGCGCCGCCCCCUUCGAAAAGACAGAAGUUAGGCGACGGAUCGCGAGCUUCUUCUUCUGUCCAUGUCGAACCCGAACCUGAGCAAGAAUCAGACAAUGAUUUAGAUGGCGAUAUCUCAUCAGACACUUCCGGGGACAUUCCCAAUUCUCCAAUAAAUGCAAAGCUAGACGAGGAUGAAUUCCAGGAACAGGUCACAGUGUGCGCCUGGGAUGGAUGUCGGGCGGGCGACCUAGGCAAUAUGGACAGACUCGUCGAGCACAUUCACAACGAUCAUAUCGAAAGUCGACAGAAGAAGUACACCUGCGAAUGGGUUGGCUGUACUAGAAAGAGUAUGGCGCAUGCCAGUGGAUAUGCACUGAAGGCUCAUAUGAGAAGCCACACAAGAGAAAAGCCUUUCUACUGUUAUUUGCCUGAAUGCGACCGCGCUUUCACCAGAUCCGAUGCGCUUGCUAAGCACAUGCGAACAGUUCAUGAAACUGAGGCAUUACGACCAUCCGAUCCCGUACCCAAGAGUAUGCAGACUCAGACCGGGCCUAAGUCAGGAAAGCUGAAGAUUAUCAUCAAAACCCCACAAUCCCAUGCCGCUGGUCAGGACGACGCCGUCGACGAUGGAGAUACAGGUUCCGACUUGGCGGACUUUUUCACUCCCUUGACAGAGCAACAAGGCUUCUCCAACAACGAGUUGGCUAUGGACAUCAAGACACUCUACAAGUUAUGUGUAGCAAAUGUCAAGUGGGCAACGAAAGAAGGCGAAACCUUAAAAGAAGAGUGCAAAGAGAUGGAAGAGAUGUAUAGACAGGAAUGGCUAGAGAAGGAAGCUCUACUUGAUCAAGUUAUCCAGAUCGAAGAAGACUGGUGGCAGAGACGUGAAUUGGUCCUCAGAGCAGAGGCGAAAGCCCAUAUGACCAAGAAUGAAGAGAGAGCUGGAUCUAUAGGGGAUGACCAGGAAGCGGUGAUGGAUUCACUCGCUACGGCAGUUAGCUCCGCGGACUAGGUUUAUGGGGUCCACAUUUCCUGUAACGAAGACUUGAUGCAGAUGGAAUCCUCUGAGGCCUAGAAUAGGAGACCAGUAAUGUUCUCCGCGCCUGGGGUUUAUGGGGUUUAUUAAGAUAGAGUGCGUUCGGAGUCUUAACGGGAUAUACCGGAGUAUAUUUAAGGACCCAGCAGGAACGAGAUACUUCUUUAACGAAAUAUACUAAAAGUUGCUUUUAGCAC